Caenorhabditis bovis is the source of this 1749-nucleotide messenger RNA. The record is from the annotation of a GenBank genome assembly. NCBI's taxonomy places the organism in Eukaryota, Metazoa, Nematoda, Chromadorea, Rhabditida, Rhabditidae.
AUGGAGGAACCAGUUGAGCGGCAGAAUCCGGCAGCGCAGGAGAAUGCCCCUAUUUGGAAUAUUCUUCAACCGAAAUUCUUCCUUCGCGCUUUUAUGCUCUAUUCGAUUAUUGUAUCGGCAACGAAUUUCUUGAAAGGAGGAAAAUCGAAAUACGACAAAGAUGCGAUUAUAGUUAGGAAUCUGCUCAAACCAUUGGAAUCAUUUGAUCUUUAUGUUUAUCUUGAUCAAUCGAGCUCGCCCAUUACAAAUUUCGAUGACAAAAUUCCUGUCUGGAUUGAGCGUUCCAUCAAAUUUUCCGAUUGGAAUGGUGGACAGAAAGGGGAUGGUGUUUACAAUCAUCAAAUCACUCUCAAAACCCCUGAAUACCUUCAAAAGAAUCAAUCAAUCUUCCUGCAUUCAAUAAUCGUCAAAUCGGGACAAACCAUUGACCCAAAAAGCACAAAUUAUUACAGGAAUAAAGUCACUUAUAAGAUCAAGCAACUAAAUAAGUACAUGAAAAAGUAUUAUAAAAGAACGGCGAACCUAUUGACUGGAAAAAGCGAGAAAAGCGAUGAAUAUUUGAAGAAAGCAGACGUAAUAAAGUAUGAAGUGUUGAAUUAUUGGCAUCCGAAUGUUAGCAUCAAUGUGGUUGAUCAUCAAGUGGAAUAUGCUAAAGAGAAGAUUCCGAUGCCGUUUGAUGAAGUGAUCGAAUUCGAUCCACUAUUCACAUUUUAUCGUCCGAUUGUGUACAUCAACACAUUUUGGAAUCUUCGAGAUGAAUAUCAACCGAUUAACGAAACUGUUAAAAGUAUUAAUCUCUCGCUCAGCUAUUAUCCGUUGUCUUCGCUAAUGUUCCAGCUAUACAUGAGCCAAGACAUGAAACCUUCAUAUGCUGUUGCGUUGAGUGACGAAAUGGAAGAAGAUGAUAAUGAUUAUCUGAAGAGGGCAUUUUUGGAGACAAAUCCGAUUUUACUGGCCGUUACUGCGAUUGUUUCGGUUCUCCAUUUAAUCUUCGAAUUUUUGGCGUUCAAAAAUGAUAUUCAAUUUUGGAAUAAUAAAAAGGACUUGGUUGGAAUGUCAGUCAGAACAGUGCUCUUCAAUAUUUUCCAGUCGUUGAUCGUUUUUCUUUACAUUACUGAUAAUGACACGAAUUUUGUCGUGAUGUUCUCCGUAUUCUUCGGAUUUCUGUUGGAAUGUUGGAAAAUCCCAAAGGUUUUGGACAUUGAGGUAGAAAAAAUGCAGAAAUGGUUUUUCGUUAUCCCAAAAGUGCGGUUUAGCGAUAAAGGGUCUUACGUGGAAAGCGAGACAAAGACAUAUGAUGAUAUGGCUUUCCGCUAUUUGGGAUGGAUUUUGUUUCCACUUCUCGUUGGAUAUGCGAUCUAUUCGGUUAUCUAUGUUGAACAGAAGGGAUGGUAUUCGUGGGUUCUCGGAGUUCUUUAUGGAUACUUGCUCACCUUUGGGUUCAUUAUGAUGACACCUCAGCUUUUUAUCAACUAUAAACUUAAAUCGGUCGCACAUUUGCCAUGGAGAAUGCUGACUUAUAAGUUUAUCAAUACAUUUAUCGACGAUUUGUUCGCUUUUGUAAUCAAAAUGCCAAUGAUGUACCGUCUUGGCUGCUUCAGAGAUGAUAUUAUUUUCCUUAUCUAUCUUUACCAAAGAUGGGCUUACCGCGUUGAUAAGAGUCGAGUCAACGAGUUCGGAGUUAUUGGCGAACCCGAAUUAAGAGAGAAUGAAGGAGAAGAAGUAUCGGAGAGCAAAAAGGAGAAAUAA